This is a messenger RNA of Rhipicephalus microplus (southern cattle tick), 912 nucleotides long. RefSeq lists its product as uncharacterized. Lineage: Eukaryota; Metazoa; Arthropoda; Arachnida; Ixodida; Ixodidae. The record is from RefSeq and is a predicted model, not a curated record.
AUGCAUCAAGCACAGAGAGGUGACACGGACUUUGUUCACCCAGUGAAGGAUGGUCACCGGGAAAAUAUAAACAAUGUGUACGCCGACCAGUAUAAAAAGUUAGCCGCUCCUACACUGAGAGUUGCAAGCACCUCGGCUCGCUUCUCCAGGGCGAAGAAUCGCGAGAACUCCAGAGAGAAAGCCUCCACGUUAUACGCGGACCAAGGCAGCUAUGAAGUUAUUGCGGUAGCCGUUGUAUUUGCCCUGGUGACAAGAGGAGUUCUUGCUGAGGAGGAUCCCAAGAAGAACGUGGUCAACAAGUUGGAGCUUCCCAAGAAGGACGUUGUCAACAAGUUGGAGCUUCCCAAGAAGGAGGAUGGUCCCAAGAAAGACAAGGACAUCGAAGGACGUGGAGGCUAUUAUGGUGGCGGUCACGGUUACGGUGGUGCCUAUGGUGCUGGAGUGGGUGGUUAUGGCGUGCCUGGUCUCGCUGUUCCCGGCGUCGUAGGCACUAAGCUCGGUGGAGCCGCUGGUGGUCACGGUUAUGGAGGCGGCGUCGGCUAUGGUGGUCACGGUUAUGGAGGUGGUGCAGGCUAUGGCGGAGGCUACCAGUCUAGCCACGGCAGUUCUUCAGGCGGCUAUCAUGGAGGCUACCAGGGCGGUGCUGGCGGCUACAACCACGGAUCGUCUGGUUUCUCCGGUGGCUCCUCCCACAAGAAUGUCAACGCUUACAACAAGAACCAAGGCUACAGUCACAGCUCGGGAUUCUCGUCAAGCAGCGGGAACACCUACGGUACUGGACACCAGCAAGCAGCGUCCGGGUUUGGUGUCGCUGGUUCCGGGCACAAAGGUGGCUACGGGCAGUCUUCCUAUGGCCACAGUGUCGGUGUCGGCUAUGGAGGAGGCCUCGUUGGCGGUGGAUACCAUGGCUAA